Penicillium canariense is the source of this 1689-nucleotide messenger RNA. RefSeq names its product MFS transporter. The transcript has 3 exons. Gene Ontology annotation, biological process: transmembrane transport; intracellular polyamine homeostasis. NCBI's taxonomy places the organism in Eukaryota, Fungi, Ascomycota, Eurotiomycetes, Eurotiales, Aspergillaceae. Bases 1 to 1689 code for a protein of 562 amino acids. The record is from RefSeq and is a predicted model, not a curated record. Gene Ontology annotation, molecular function: polyamine transmembrane transporter activity.
AUGCCCGCGGAGAUUGAGCAGGAUGGCAUUGCCACGUCGGCGAUACCGCGUUCAAGCUCGAGCAAUGAUCAUUCAAUAACAACGGCUGAGGGGAACUUUGAGAUUGACGAUGCGCAAUCGCGAUCGCAUACCUCUAGCAUCGGGGCUGGGGAUGAAGAGAAGCACAUGCCGGAAGAGCACAUGCCGCUCCCACGACAAUCGACCGAACUAGAUCCAGCAAUUCAAGUCCCGCGUUCACAGCGCCGAGGACUGUUUGGCCAGUUCACUCUGGUGGCAGAGGUCGAGAACCCAAAGACCUACGCCCGAAAAAUGAAGUGGUUCAUUACGUUCAUCGUUGCUGUUGCAGGAGCUACAGCGCCAAUGGGCUCGUCCAUUUUCUUUCCUUCGCUUUCCCAGGUCACCAGGGAUUUGAACACUACGACUACAAUUACUAACCUGUCAAUCGCCCUGUACAUGCUCAGCAUGUCUAUCUUCCCGUUGUGGUGGUCAUCAUUCAGUGAACGGCUCGGACGACGUACGAUCUAUUUGGCUUCUUUCGUCCUUUUUGUAGUCUUCAAUUGCCUCUGUGCCGUCUCGAACUCUAUCGCCAUGCUGAUCGUGAUGAGAAUGCUCAGCGGCGGUGCAUCCGCUUCCGUCCAGGCGGUAGGUGCAGGAACCAUUGCGGAUCUAUGGGAUUCCCACGAACGAGGCCGUGCAAUGGGCAUCUUCUAUCUGGGCCCUUUGUGUGGGCCUUUGUUUGCGCCCAUCGUGGGCGGUCUACUAGCAGAACGUUGGGGGUGGAGGAGUACCAUGUGGUUUCUUGCCGCCUACGGGGCGCUCACGGUUAUCUUCAUCUUCCUCGCUCUGCCAGAAACGCUUGUCGUGCGGAAGCCUGUUCUUCCUGCCCUGGCAGAUGAUGAUCUCACUCCUGUCAGUCGCCCGCUCAGCCGAGUGUCCUCGCGUCAGGUCGUCAGCUUCACGACCAAAUGGCUCAAGUGGUUGAAGAUUGUCUUCAUCGAUCCUUUGAAGAUUGUUCUGUACCUGCAGUAUAUCCCCGUGCUUCUGACUGUCUACUAUGCAAGCAUUGCAUUCGGCUCGCUGUAUGUUUUGAACGUGAGUGUUGAAGACUCAUUCGGUAAGCCACCGUACAAUUUCAGCACAAUCAUUAUUGGCUUGCUCUACAUACCCAACUCCCUGGGGUAUGUGGUGGCUAGUCUAUUCGGUGGACGGUGGAUGGAUAACAUCAUGCAACGCGAGGCGAAGAAGGCAAAUCGGUAUGAUGAGAAAGGUAGGCCGAUUUACCGCCCCGAAGAUCGAAUGCGUGAGAACGCUUGGCUAGGUGCUUUCCUCUACCCAGCGGCCCUUAUUUGGUACGGGUGGACAGUGGAUAAAGGGGUGUUUUGGGUGGUUCCGAUGAUCGCAAAUUUCUUUUUUGGUAUCGGUUCAAUGCUCAUAUUCAGCAUGGUGACCACCAUGUUGACCGAGUUCAUGCCCAAGAAGUCUUCGGAGGGGGUGGCCCUCAACAAUUUCAUGCGAAACAUAUUCUCUUGCGUGGGUUCUCUCGUCACAGCGCCGAUCAUCAAUGGCAUCGGCAAUGGUUGGCUAUUCACCAUCCUCGGUCUGGUCAGCUUUGCAAGCAGCUCGGUUAUCUUCUUGAUGAGGGUUUUUGGUCCUCGCUGGAGGAAGACGAUGGAUGAACGCAUGCGGUGA